Molecule: messenger RNA, 1924 nt
Organism: Achroia grisella
Lineage: Eukaryota; Metazoa; Arthropoda; Insecta; Lepidoptera; Pyralidae
Exons: 8
Coding region: 136-879 (247 amino acids)
Biological process (GO): autophagosome assembly; cellular response to nitrogen starvation; autophagy of mitochondrion
Cellular component (GO): autophagosome membrane; autophagosome; cytosol
Molecular function (GO): ubiquitin protein ligase binding
Source: RefSeq, a predicted model, not a curated record
CAAAUUGUUGUUUGCUCUGCUGUAGUCAACCGUAGCACAGCGAAGUGAGUGCUUGGUUUAAUGCGGACUGUAUAAAAUCGUGUAUAAAUAAAUAUAUUCCGUUCUACGAGUGAAUUUAUAUUUUAUUUAUUAAAAAUGGAGUUAAACUUUGUAACGACUUUACUAAAACACGAUGUAAAUCACAAUGUGAAACAGUGCUUUAAAUCUAAGAAACCCUUCGUUAGCAGAAAAGAAGAAGUAAUGGCUAUCAAAAGUAAAUUUCCAACAAAAAUUCCUCUUAUAGUAGAAAGGUAUCAUAAGGAAAGAAAUUUGCCAACAUUGGACAAAACAAAAUUCUUAGUUCCCGAAGACAUCACUAUGUCGCAAUUCCUUGUAAUAAUUCGGAAUAGAAUAAGAAUAAAAGCAAACCAAGCACUAUAUCUAAUAAUCAAUAACAGAUCUAUGCUAAGCAUGAGUCUGACAAUGGCACAGGCAUACGAAAACUAUGGAGAUGAAGACGGGUUUCUCUACAUAACCUAUGCCUCACAAGAAGUUUUCGGAUACAAAGAUGAUAUGCAGGGCUCAAAUAAGGAAGUUCAAGCUAUACGAGAUAGGUUUCCAAACAAAGUGCCAUUGUACGUGGAAAGAUAUGAACGCGAGAGAGAAGUUCCAGCAUUAGGAAGGCGUAAAUUCCUCGUACCUCAAGAGCUAACCAUGUCCCAGUUUUUGUAUAUAAUUAGAUCGAAAAUAAAAUUGAAGGAAUCUCAGGCUUUGUAUUUGCUAGUAAACGACAAAGUGUUGGUCAGUCACAGCAUGACGAUGGCGCAGGCGUACGAGCAGUUUCGCGGACACGACGGAUACUUACAUAUCACUUACGCAGCCCAGCAAGUCUUCGGAUGAACAUUGUACACAUUGGAUUGGCGUGAUAUCUGAUGUUCCUGAAAAUUGUCUUCUUAUUUAAAGACUGAUAGUAUUUUAUUUUUCAAUUUUGUGAUAGUUACGGUGAGAAUCAAGUUUUCAGGCACCAAAGGCGCAUUAACUGUUUUAAUAAGGGCUGGUCCUUUCAAAUAUGUAUAAAAUUCCUACUAAAACAUAUAUGGCCCGAUUAUUUGAGAUAAUUAUGUCAUUUUAUAUAUGUAUUUGAUUCACGUAGUUACCUACUAUAGGUCGGUGUCGGUGUUCAUGGUGGUUGCACCCUAGCAUAUUUUAUCAACCUCUAAAACAAACUUGCAAACUUUGUCAUGCUUCAACGACGAUACUCGUAGACGGAGAUGUAGAUAUAGCAUAUUAUAAAUUUAAAUUAAUACCCCUACGAAUGGCUUGAAGGAAGUGAUUGACAUUAAUUAAGCCUAUCUGUCGAUUAAAAUUUUUCAUAUGAAGAAACCAAAGAAUUAACAUUUUUUGUUUAUUUUAUUGCCAUAAGUCGUAACCUCUCGUGGAAAGUUUUUAAGUUUAAUUCUAGUUAACGUUAUUUCGGUUAAAUCUUUUCUAUUAAAUGGAGUUACAGCUUGAAUCGAGUAAGAAAUGAUGUAGUUGUAAUGAUUUAGUUUGCUAUUAUUAUCCAUCGAUCCAUUUAUAAAUAUUGAUUUUUAAGAAUGACAAAAGAAAAUUUAUCCAUUUUUAACAACGCGAUUUUGCCGUAACUUCUAGGAGUAUUGUGCCUUAUAGUAACAAAAACUUAAUUUGUAUUGGUCUAAAAAAUAUAUUUUUUAAACCGGCAAUGUUUUAGGAAUAGUAACUAUCAAAUGAUGUUUCUAUUAAAAAUUUAUAUUUAAUUCUCAAAAGUUGAUACAUAUAAUGAAAUUAAAAUGUGCAAUAUUAAUUUGGUUAUGUGAAUACAGUUAUACAUGAUCUCAUAGAAUCGAAAGAGUGGUGUUUUUUUUUUAAAUAUAUAUUUUGUGUUUGCAUUAUACUGUAAUACAACAAUUAUACUUAUGAAGAUAUA